CACAAGACAAUACCAUCAGCUACAGAAGAUAACUCCUUCUCCCUCUCCCUCUCCCUCUCUCACCAACCAAAAUGGCGGCUGCAAUUACCGGUCUAGCUGUCUCCUCUCCCUCAUUAUUGACUCAAGCUAUCGUCUCCGAUCGCCGCUUCAGGAGGCGCUCUGCCUCCGUCGUUCGGAUGACUUUGGUUGGGGAGGAGAAGAAAACUUUCACUCUCACCAAAUCCGAAGAGGCUUUCAAGGCCGCCAAGGAAUUGAUGCCUGGAGGUGUAAAUUCACCUGUACGUGCUUUCAAAUCAGUUGGGGGUCAACCAAUUAUUAUUGAUUCUGUCAAGGGCUCUCAUAUGUGGGAUAUUGAUGGUAAUGAGUACAUUGACUACGUUGGAUCAUGGGGGCCAGCCAUUAUUGGUCAUGCGGAUGAUGAGGUACUUGCUGCCUUGGCUGAAACAAUGAAGAAAGGAACCAGCUUUGGGGCACCCUGUCUUCUAGAAAAUGUCCUGGCAGAAAUGGUAAUCUCGGCUGUUCCAAGUAUUGAAAUGGUUCGUUUUGUCAACUCUGGCACGGAAGCCUGCAUGGGUGUUCUUCGAUUGGCUCGUGCUUUUACUGGCCGAGAAAAGAUCAUUAAGUUUGAAGGCUGUUACCACGGCCAUGCUGAUCCAUUCCUUGUUAAGGCUGGAAGUGGAGUUGCUACUUUGGGGCUUCCAGAUUCCCCUGGAGUUCCUAAGGCAGCUACCUAUACGACACUGACAUCCCCUUAUAACGACAUUUCUACUGUUGAAAGCCUUUUCGAGGCAAACAAAGGAGAAAUUGCUGCUAUCAUCCUUGAACCGGUAGUAGGGAACGCUGGUUUCAUUCCACCAACACCUGAGUUCCUCAGUUUCAUCCGCAAGGUUACCAAGGACAAUGGUGCUCUGCUCAUUUUUGACGAAGUUAUGACUGGUUUCCGUCUAUCUUAUGGCGGUGCUCAGGAGUAUUUUGGAAUGACUCCUGAUUUGACAACUCUUGGAAAGAUUAUUGGUGGCGGUCUGCCAGUUGGUGCAUACGGAGGAAGGAGGGAGAUAAUGGAGCUGGUUGCUCCAGCUGGACCAAUGUAUCAAGCUGGCACACUAAGUGGAAACCCAUUGGCAAUGACUGCUGGGAUUCACACGCUUAAGAGGCUAAAACAACCAGGUACGUACGAAUACUUGAACAAGAUCACUGGUGAACUUGUACAAGGCAUUGUGGAUGCUGGGAAGAAAGCUGGUCAUGCAAUAAGCGGCGGAUAUAUAAAUGGAAUGUUUGGUUUCUUCUUCACCGAUGGCCCAGUUUACAAUUUUGAGGAUGCCAAGAAAAGCGACACUGCAAAAUUUGGCAAGUUCUACCGAGCAAUGCUGGAGGAAGGCGUGUAUUUCGCACCUUCUCAAUUUGAGGCUGGUUUUACGAGCUUGGCACAUACUCCUGAGGAUAUUCAACAGACGAUCGCUGCAGCUGACAAGAUUUUUAAGACGCUUUAGGUCUAUCUUAUUUAAGGGUGUUUGUAGCAUGCUUUUGUAAUGUAGAAUUUUGGUGUGUGGAGAGUUGAGUGGAGUUCGGAUUGUAGAUGUUCCAUAACUAAAGCCUGUGUACCUUUUAUUGUCCUCACUUCUGCUUGAUGGAUUUCGGUUCAGCACUUCAUAAUUUUUAAA
Salvia hispanica is the source of this 1661-nucleotide messenger RNA. RefSeq names its product glutamate-1-semialdehyde 2,1-aminomutase, chloroplastic-like. Gene Ontology annotation, biological process: tetrapyrrole biosynthetic process. The record is from RefSeq and is a predicted model, not a curated record. Lineage: Eukaryota; Viridiplantae; Streptophyta; Magnoliopsida; Lamiales; Lamiaceae. Gene Ontology annotation, cellular component: chloroplast. Gene Ontology annotation, molecular function: pyridoxal phosphate binding; glutamate-1-semialdehyde 2,1-aminomutase activity; transaminase activity.